Molecule: messenger RNA, 411 nt
Organism: Macrosiphum euphorbiae (potato aphid)
Lineage: Eukaryota; Metazoa; Arthropoda; Insecta; Hemiptera; Aphididae
Source: the annotation of a GenBank genome assembly
AUGAACGCCGACCGAGCGCGCGCCGCAGCCGUACAUCGAUCCGUACACGUGCGUGGGCGAUACGGCGCUAAACACAUCCCCCGCCGCCCACGAGACGCGUCUCUCAAUCGGCGAUUGUGCGAUCGCCGUCGCUGCUCGCUGCACACACUCCCGACGACAGACGUGUACACAUCGCGGUCACAGCACCGUUUACCAGCCACUGUACAGCAACCGCCUGCGGGUGGUACCAAUGCCGCGGGUGCCGGUGCCAACGGUCGUCUGGUCGGCGGUGACCGACAUGGACCGCCGCGCCGAACCACCGACCACAUCGGGCGCGACGCGGUCCUGCUGCUGCUGCUGUUGCCCGACGACGGGACGGACCUGCUGGUCGUCGACACGCGCUGCGGCCGCGCGAACACGUCCCGCCGCUAG